AUGAUCGGCAUGCGUUCGCUGAAGACCUCGCUGAUCGCGGCGACCGCGACGAUCGGCACGCUCUGGGCCGCCGUGGCCCUGGCCGAGCCCGGCGAACCGGGCCAACCGGGCCAACCGGGCCAGCCGGAGCCCCGGGGCAGCUCCGUCUACACGGAGGAGGUGCUGCGCCAGCUGGGCUACCAAGCGCUGGUGAAGGUCCUCUGGAUCCUGUUCUUCACGAAGCAGUGGUCCCUGCUCAAGGUCGGGCUUUCGAUCAAGCAGAAUUGGAACAAUGUCACGAAUGGACUUCACGAAGCCACGUGGCCUCACCGAACGGCCGGCCCCCCCUCCCGAGUAUUCGACGAGCACUUCGCCCUGGGGCUGAGCGACGACGACCUCCUUGCCCGGACCCUUCAUCGCCCCAUCCACGACCAGGCCCGUCGGUCCAAUGUCGGCCGGCGCAGGUCGGGCAUGAGCGAGGUCGUCCACGACGAGGAGAAAUUCCAGGUGACUCUGGACGUCCAGCACUUCUCCCCCUCCGAGAUCCAAGUGAAGACAUCCGGCGACUGGGUGGUCGUCGAGGCGAAGCACGACGAGAAGCGGGACGAGCACGGCUGGGUCUCCCGCCACUUCCAGCGCCGCUACCACCUCCCUCCUGACGUCCGACCCGAGGACGUCCAGUCCUCCCUCUCCUCCGACGGGGUUCUCACCAUCAUAGCUCUCAAAAGGGCACGUCUUUAA
Molecule: messenger RNA, 720 nt
Organism: Darwinula stevensoni
Lineage: Eukaryota; Metazoa; Arthropoda; Ostracoda; Podocopida; Darwinulidae
Source: the annotation of a GenBank genome assembly